Molecule: messenger RNA, 1428 nt
Organism: Aspergillus aculeatus ATCC 16872
Lineage: Eukaryota; Fungi; Ascomycota; Eurotiomycetes; Eurotiales; Aspergillaceae
Product: pepsin-like aspartic protease
Exons: 1
Coding region: 1-1428 (475 amino acids)
Biological process (GO): proteolysis
Molecular function (GO): aspartic-type endopeptidase activity
Source: RefSeq, a predicted model, not a curated record
AUGCAUCAAACCGGAUGUCUUCUUGUCGCUGCUUGUAUCUGGACAGCGGUCUUCGCCUUCAUUCCUUAUGAAUUCAAUCUCGAUCUUCCGGCCGCAAAACACACCCCGUCUCGUCGCUUUUUGCCCUGGGAAUCACUGAGCGAUGCACUUGCCAAAAGCCAAGGCCAGACCAAAACCGAUGAGCCCAUAACGCUGGAUGUGAAGAGAGCCCCUGUCCGUCGCAGCAAUGACUUCGAUAUCGUCCUAUCCAAGACGCCCUCCUGGCCCAAUACCGCUGCUCUCGACCAGAACGGCAAUGACCUGACUUAUUUCGCAGUGGUCAAGAUUGGUUCCGAAGCGCAGGAAUUCUAUCUGAUGCUAGACACGGGUGGCACGAAUUCGUGGGUCUUCAGCUCCGACUGCACCACCAAAGCCUGCAGCAUGCACGACACCUUUGAUGCAACGAGCUCUUCGAGUAUCAAUGUGACCACAACCGAGUGGAGUGUCGGCUACGGCUCCGGGUCCGCGAGCGGCGUACUGGCCACGGACAACGUGACGAUUGCAGACGUGGAGGUGCAAUUCACGUUUGGGCUGGCCACCAACGCCUCGAACAACUUCGAAUCAUACGCCAUGGACGGGAUCCUGGGCUUCGGCCGCUCCAACGACACUGCAUACAACACUGCCACCUUCAUGGACGCUGUGGCAAACCAGAAAAACUUCGAUUCCAACGUUGUUGGCUUCGCUCUCUCGCGAACCAAGAGCGGCGAGAAGGAUGGCACCGUCACGAUCGGGGGAGUGGACGAGGACAAGUACACCGGCGACAUCUCGUACACGGACACUGUGACUGGAUCGGGGAACUAUUGGCGCAUCCCAGUCGACGAUGUCUACGUCAACGGUGAUGCCUGUGACUUUACCAAGAAAUCUGCCAUCAUCGACACGGGAACAUCGUACGCCAUGCUCCCUUCCAAGGAUGCGAAGACGCUGCACGCGCUCAUCCCGGACGCCACCGCCUACGGCGACUAUUUCCUGCUUCCGUGCAACUCGACUGCCGAGGUCCAAGUGGCCUUCUCCGGGGUCAACUACACCAUCUCGCCGGAGGACUACAUCGGCUCCGAGUACAACUCCAGCUGCAUCUCCACGAUUGUCAGCUACGACCUGUUUGGAGAUAACAUCUGGCUUCUGGGUGAUGUCUUCCUGAAGAACGUCUAUACCGUGUUCGACUUUGACGCGGCGCGGGUUGGUCUGGCGGUCCGUGCCUACAACAAGAACACCACAUCAUCCAGCUCAAGCAAGACCAACAGUUCAUCCUCUGGCUCGUCCACCGAGUCUACUGCAUCUUCCAGCUCGAUCAAUUCCACUGGCGUGGUUGCUAGCGCCGCAACAACCCAAUCGGGCUCCAGAUACUACCUGCCUGCGCUUGUGGUCGUCUUAUGCACUGUUCUGCUGUAG